Messenger RNA from Frankliniella occidentalis (western flower thrips), 2352 nucleotides. RefSeq lists its product as uncharacterized. The transcript is spliced from 2 exons. NCBI's taxonomy places the organism in Eukaryota, Metazoa, Arthropoda, Insecta, Thysanoptera, Thripidae. Bases 36 to 2234 code for a protein of 732 amino acids. The record is from RefSeq and is a predicted model, not a curated record.
UAGGAGAGUUCCGUGUAACCCUCACAAUAGCUGACAUGACUUCAUACUGGGCGCUUCUCCUGUUGGGCUGUGCGGUGCAGCUCGCCCUGGCGGCGAGGCGUGGCCCACCCCACAUCAUGGGCCACAACGAGGUAUACACGAAGGCAUCGAUCGAGGCAGCGGGCCAGCUGAACAGCGGCGCCAUCUUCGUGAAGGAGGGGGAUUUCUUCCUCUCCGUCAGUGAAUGGGUGCUGCUGCUCCCGAUGAAACGAGUCGAUGGGUAUGUUGCCCACCUCCUCGGCCUGGAGAACAAUCUCAAGGCCCUGCUGCAGCUCGCCUCAGCCUCUGAGCAGAUCAAGCACGAGGUGACCGGGAUCCUGGUUGAAUCGGCCGGGAUUAAAAAGGAGAUCGAGAAUUUCCAACUUUCCGUGCCGGUGGCCUCCACGACUACCACGACCACCACUACACCGUCGUCAAUCCCGGCACAACCGGCGGCUGGACGCCGUCGGCGACGAUCUGCCAGCCCUCAGCACCCACUGAGCGCCUUCUCCCCGUCGGAUCGCCGAGGGAUGCCUGCCUCGCCCCAUCCUGGGAGUACCAUCGUUGGCGUCGACAACGUCGUCGCCCAGGGCUGUUCUCCGGAUGGCCCCGUGCAAGUGUGCCCCUUGAACGUGCUCCAGGCCCCGGUCUUUGCCCCUUCCUCCGCUUCACACAUUAACCUCCAGAUCAUCCGAUGGUUAAAAGUUUUUUAUAGGCGUGCGGAGCGGAUGAUGAUGGCCGACCUACAGAACGGGACCCGCUUCUACCAGCCCUACGAGCUGUUCCCCGCGCCCCCUCGCAAGGGCGCCCAGGGAAUCAGUCCGAAUCUUCCGUACAUGGCCGACACACCUGUGGACGCGCCCACCGGGUCCUUGUACGGAACGCCCACGCCGACGUCUUCAUCUAUCUUCGUCGACCCGUACGAUGAGUCCCCCAAGCCCGUCGAGGGCGACAAGCCGCCACCUCUCUUCGUGGACCCCUACACCAGGCGACGCAAGAGGUACAUCCCUUCAGUUAUCUAUUACAGCCCGGAGCCGCAGGUGGUGGCCAACAUGGACCCUGACUUCGACUUCGAGGAGGAGGCGCCGCCUCCGCCAUCCCGGCCGAGUCCUCGUCGUCCUGCGCCAACCCCUUCGGUCCCUUCGUCGACAUCACCUUCUGGCUCACCUAACGCGGUCCGACCGGCUCUCGGCUCUGCCUCUCGGGGGUGGGACUCCGUGCCUACCCUGGAGUCCUCCGGGACACGGUUCAACACCAUCGAUUCCCACAUAAUCCCGGACUUGUCGCAGCCAUCUUCCUGGCGGCAGGCCAGCCGCCCCAUUGGCCAUUGGGACGGGAUGCUGCAGCCGCUGGGAGCCGAAUUCUACGUCGGCCAAGCCGCCGGCGAUGGUAACAGUACUCGACCCCACAGACGGACGCGACGUGGACUGGUCAACGCAGUCGGCCGCUUGGAGUCGUUCCUCUUUGGAACGAUGUCCGACUCCGACCGCAGCCGACUGGACAACAAGAUGGCUGCCAUGGGCAACCAGGUCGGCCUACUCGCCCGUAUUUCGGACGAGUUCGCAUCAAAACUGACCGUCACCUUGAAGACAAUGAAGGACCAUGACGCUCAGAUAAAAAAACUGACCGAGCUCGCCCUUGUCCGCUUUGACCGUAUGAGCACGGACGCGACGCUUUCUAGUGCGUUGCGGAACACGCAUGCUGCAAUUGCAUCCAUAAGAGAAGAAGUAUUGGCUUUCGUCGGUGCUUGGGAGGUGGCGGCCAUGGACGGUGGUCUCUCCAGCUCGUUCAUCGAGCCCCAUAGGCUGUUAGACAUCUUGCUGGCGCUCACUGAGGAGCUUAAGCCCCUUGGUCUCCAGCUUCCCAUUCCGCCCUCGCUAGCCAAUAUUCAUGUCUUUUAUGGAGUCAUCAUUGUGCAGCCGCUGCUCCGCAACGACCGCCUCACUCUUUUCCUUCAUGUGCCUCUUGUACAGGCGGACCGGAAGUUCGCUCUAUACAAGAGCCACCCUUGGCCCUAUCCCAUACCUAAUAGCACACACCACGACGUAUUCGCGUUUUUCAAACCGGAAACCGAAUACAUCGCGGUUAACGGUGCCCUGACGACGCAUUUACUGAUGACAGAAGCUGACGUAGCCAAAUGCCGUGCCAGCGAAAUCCGGGUCUGCCACCCCACUGUGGCCCUCCACCAGGGAACGGACACGUGCAGUAAGGGGUAGCGAUUACCCACUUUUUUCGAUAUUGAUAUCGGCUAUAUGCGGAAAGUGUGCUACCUAUAGACCAGAUUGACUGUGUAAAAUCGUUUUUCGAUCAGAUAAUAUUUUCAGGGUCAACGGU